AUGACGGUGAAACUGGAAGGGCGUGCUAAAGAUUGCUACUCGAAUCUUGUUCCCAUGUUAGGUCACGACUUUGUGGAAAUGAUGUUGCUUGAUGGUUGCUUUGUGGUGGAGCUCUUGCGCCUCCUUGGGGAGAGUGAAGAUUCUAUUGAUGAGGAGGACCCAAUCUUCACAAGGCCCUGGCUCAUCCCACCUCUCAUCAGGGACCUCCUCAAGCUGGAGAACCAGCUCCUUUUCUUCAUUCUUGACUCAUUGUUUAGCUGGUCCAGGGGUGCUGAAGAAACCGAAACUUUGCCCCUGCUUGCCUUGAAAGUUUUUGAUCUGGCCUUGCCAAGGUCCCCAGAAGCCAUCCUCCCCUUCCAACACUUGGAAGCUAAGCAUCUUCUUCACUUGUUUCACCAAAGUCUGCUUCCCCCACAGUGGGUCAUGAUGACGGAUCCCCACCGGCCAGCAGAUCAACCCAUGCAAUGUAACCAGGUGCUACAAAUCCCAUCCAUAACCAUCAAUGACUUCACCAGCUCUCCCCUCAUAAACUGUGUCGUCUGGGAACGGUGUCUGGAAGAGGGCUCCAACUACUUCACUGAUUACAUCUCUUUCAUGAGUUGUCUCAUCAACCAACCUAGAGAUGUUGCCUUUCUCUGCUCCGAUGGAAUUAUCUCUGCAUUUUCCCAAGAUGAUCAACAUGUGACAAAAUUGUUCAAACAACUGGGGAAAAUUAGUGGAUUCAAGGUUCGAGAUUGCUACCUGUCUGAGCAAGUCAGAGAAAUAGAGGCUUAUUACAGCAGCAACUGGGCAACCAUGAAGCAUACUUAUUUCAGCACUCCAUGGUCCUUCAUCUCCGUGUUCUCUGCCUUCAUCCUUAUCCUUCUCACCAUGGUGCAGGCUCUCAUGUCCGUUUGGAGUUACCAGCGCCAGUUUGGGUAG
This is a messenger RNA of Vitis vinifera (wine grape), 921 nucleotides long. RefSeq names its product UPF0481 protein At3g47200. The record is from RefSeq and is a predicted model, not a curated record. The transcript is spliced from 2 exons. The coding region runs from base 1 to 921 and encodes 306 amino acids. Lineage: Eukaryota; Viridiplantae; Streptophyta; Magnoliopsida; Vitales; Vitaceae.